Messenger RNA from Saprolegnia parasitica CBS 223.65, 772 nucleotides. RefSeq lists its product as hypothetical. The record is from RefSeq and is a predicted model, not a curated record. The annotation marks the transcript as partial. The transcript is spliced from 5 exons. NCBI's taxonomy places the organism in Eukaryota, Oomycota, Saprolegniomycetes, Saprolegniales, Saprolegniaceae.
AUGCCGACGACGAGCACCGAUGACAUUGGCCAGCUCUUUGACGAGAUCGCCAACAAGAGCACGUGCACAGUCUCUUGCGCCGAGCUCAGCACCGUGCUCCCGUUCACGGCGGGCGACGUUCAGCUCAUCUUGACGGGCGUCGUCGACGACAUGCGACAGCACAAAGUGGUGCUGGAGAAGAAGGAGUUUACACGGUACCUCAAGAAGGCCACGUCGACCAUCUCGCUCGCCCACGUCGUCGUGACGCUCCAGCGACGUCGACACAUGAAAACGUUCUCCGAGUUUUACCUCGCGCGGGGCGUCUCGGGCGCGCAGCUCGUGCGACCGGCGGAGAGUGGUGGGUCUCGACGUCGCAAUAGCCUUCCAGUCAACAGGCUUGACGCGGUCUCAAAUCAGAGCGACGACCGGCCUGAGGGCGAGCGCGACACCAAGGACGACCUUCAAGCUCAGUACGCUGCGCGCCAGCGCAUCGGCCUCGUGCGCGCCUGCCGCGCGGUCAAGACCGCGACCGAGGUGCGCUCACGAUACCUGCCGCAAGAGCAUAACCAUUCACAGGGCAUCUUUGCGAUUGCGUUUCACCGCAAGUCGCGCCGCCUCGAGCUCCACACCGUCGCACUCACGUUCAUCUACUCGUCGCGCUAUUUCGUGCUGCUCUUCUCGCGGGAUGCGGGGCAGCUCGCGAUUGGCUUGCACCGGGGCUGCGCCCACUCGGCGCCGCCCGACAUUGUGCUUGACGAGCUACGUGUUCGCGUCGCGCGACGUCGCGGCCGCC